AUGAUGAAGCUCUUCUCUUUCUUUGCUCUUGCCGUAUUGUUCGUUUCUUCUGCAAAUGCCCUUGCACCCGCACACACCAACGACCGUCGUGCUUUUCUUUCCAAGGUCGCCACCAGCGCCGCCACUGUCGCUGCUGUUUCCACUCUGGCAGCACCAGCAGCUUUUGCCAAGCAAAGCAACUACGAUCUUGAUGUUGGAGACACGGUUGUCCCCGAAAAGGAAGUCAAGAAAUCUGGUGGUGGCGGUGGCUCCAUUGUUGGAGGAGCCUUGGCUGGAGGUCUUCUUCUCAGUUUGCCCUUUUUCGCUCCCAACCUUGCCAGAAUGGCUGGUGUCAAGAACGCCAAACUUCCCAAGAAGUAA
Messenger RNA from Cylindrotheca closterium, 360 nucleotides. The record is from the annotation of a GenBank genome assembly. NCBI's taxonomy places the organism in Eukaryota, Bacillariophyta, Bacillariophyceae, Bacillariales, Bacillariaceae.